Messenger RNA from Toxotes jaculatrix (banded archerfish), 1684 nucleotides. Its product is annotated as ceramide-1-phosphate transfer protein. The transcript is spliced from 2 exons. The coding region runs from base 211 to 867 and encodes 218 amino acids. NCBI's taxonomy places the organism in Eukaryota, Metazoa, Chordata, Actinopteri, Toxotidae. Gene Ontology annotation, cellular component: membrane; cytosol; cytoplasm. Gene Ontology annotation, biological process: intermembrane lipid transfer; ceramide transport. The record is from RefSeq and is a predicted model, not a curated record. Gene Ontology annotation, molecular function: ceramide 1-phosphate transfer activity; ceramide 1-phosphate binding.
UUAGAGCAGGAAUGACCUGUCGUUUAACGUAGCUCAAGAGAAAUGCGGAGUUUUGCUUUCAUUUUUAGGUCUUUUGGCAGGUAGUGUGCUCGGUCUUUGAUUGUUUACACCAGAACUUAUAUCUGUAGCGACUUCCGGUUUGUUGGUGGCCUUCAGACACUCCGCUCAUUCAUUUAUUGCCUGUUCGACAGCAUUUCCUCAUAGUGAACCAUGGCUGAUUCUGUGGCAUCAGAGGACCAGAGAUUCUGCUUACAGGAGGUUCUCGACACUUUCAAAAUGUGUCUGUCGGAAAAUAAAGAGGUGUACCUUCAACACUACGUCGCCGGGUGGCGUGGGCUUGUAAAGUUUCUGAACAGCUUAGGGAGUGUCUUUGGCUUCAUUUCUAAGGAUGCUGUCAACAAGAUCCAGAUCCUGGUUAACUACCUGAAUGGCGAGAACGGGUCUCAGUACGUCACCGUCCAGUCGAUGGUAAAAUAUGAGCUGGAGAAUCAACUCGUGGACCUGACCAAGAGAGGCAGCCACCCAGAGUCAGGCUGCCGUACCCUGCUGAGGCUCCAUCGUGCACUGAGGUGGCUGGAGCUUUUCCUGGAGCGCCUCCGCACCAGCACUGAGGACAGCAAGACAUCUGUCAUGUGUGCAGAGGCCUACAACGAGUCCCUCGCCCAGCACCACCCUUGGGUGGUCCGUAAGGCUGCAGGCAUGGCGUUCUGUGUGCUCCCUGGGCGUCCUGCUUUCUUUGAAGUGAUGAACGUAGGCCCCCAAGAGCAGGUCGUGGCCAUGCUGGGAGAAGCCCUGCCUCUCAUCUCUGAGGUGUACCAGAUCACAGAGGAACUUUACGCUCAACAUAACCUGCUUGACUUACCAUAGGCAGCAAGAAGGGCUUGCCUCUUUAUACAUUACAUCAUCGAAUGUCCAUGUGUCCCUGCUGAUGGGUUGUUGAGCGAGCUGCUGCUAUUGUUUGGUGAUUCAGAGGUUGUGUAUUAUCUGUACGGUGUUGGGCACAAAUAAUUAAUCAUAAUUUCACAGACACUUGUCUGCACUGACUCCAUUAUCAGUUUUUAAUAUGAAACUACUGUUAAUUAUAAUAUUGCAUGUUUCUCUUUACUCUGAUGUGUAAAUUAUCUUUUCAAUUCACUUUUUGCUUGUAUAUUAAUGUGUUUGUAAUUGAAAUAGAUGGAGGGAACGACAGUGGGACUCAGAAGUCUUUGCUCACUGCUAAAAGCUGUUUGUUUUCAUUAUUUAUCCCCAAAAAAUUUGGGGAGAAGUAUUUUCUUCCAAGCGGAAACAGCAGGUUUCUGCUUUCCUGGUUCUCAGAUGUAAGCUAUACAAUGUUUAUAGCUGUACAUUAGCUAUACAGUGUUUAUCGCUAAUGCACAGGGUUUAAUGGGUUACUCUUUUGAAGUGAAGGGUGUAUUGUUUAUGCUGUAUAUUAUAUAUAUCUUAUAUAUAUGAAUUCAAACAGCUCAUCUGUGUAACUUAAUAAAAAAUCCACUUGGUUGAUGGUUUUAAUUUGUUUGAUGUUAGAUUUAUUUGACAAUUGAUUACUGAUCUGCACAUUCUGUCCACUGGCCUUUUACUUGAGUAAAGUAAAUGAGGAGAUAAGUUCAUUUUGAUAUAGGUUUUUUCUUUUUACUGCACUUUAUAUGAAGUCAUGGAUCAAUAAAAACUUUUGGUAUAUACUGAU